AGUCCAAAGAGUCCACAGCCCACACUCACUCUCCUCACCCCCCCCCCCUCGGCCCUGGACUCCCUCCUCCAAAUCUCCCCUAAAAGCUUCCCAAUUUGGCGAGAAUUCCCCAUAUAUUUGCCCCAUCUCGGCGUCCCAACGAGCCCUUCCAGAUUCCCAGCCGCCUCUCUUCUUGUUAGGGGAUCCGAAAUCUCGGUGGACGAGAGACUUGGUGGUAAGAUUCGCCGGCCAUGGCGGGCGCCGUGCUGGUCGCCAUCGCGGCCUCCAUCGGCAACUUGCUGCAGGGCUGGGAUAAUGCAACCAUUGCAGGUGCGGUACUGUACAUCAAGAAGGAAUUCAACUUGCAGAGCGAGCCCCUUAUCGAAGGCCUGAUCGUGGCCAUGUCGCUCAUUGGGGCGACGAUCAUCACGACGUUCUCUGGAGCAGUGGCUGAUUCUUUUGGUAGGCGGCCCAUGCUGAUCGCGUCGGCUGUCCUCUACUUUGUUAGUGGGCUAGUGAUGCUUUGGGCGCCAAAUGUGUAUGUGUUGCUCUUGGCGAGGCUCAUUGACGGGUUCGGGAUCGGUUUGGCUGUCACGCUUGUACCAUUGUACAUCUCUGAGACUGCCCCGACGGACAUCAGAGGACUGCUAAACACGCUGCCGCAGUUCAGUGGGUCUGGAGGGAUGUUCCUUUCAUACUGCAUGGUAUUUGGCAUGUCCCUCAUGCCACAGCCAGAUUGGAGGAUCAUGCUUGGCGUUCUAUCAAUACCAUCACUUAUAUACUUUGCAUUGACCAUCUUUUACUUACCUGAAUCGCCGAGGUGGCUCGUGAGCAAAGGAAGAAUGGCUGAGGCCAAGCGUGUGUUGCAAGGCCUGCGUGGAAGAGAAGAUGUUUCAGGAGAAAUGGCCCUUCUCGUUGAAGGUCUGGGGGUUGGGAAAGACACAAAAAUUGAGGAAUACAUAAUUGGACCUGAUGAUGAGCUUGCUGAUGAAGGGCUGGCUCCAGAUCCAGAGAAGAUCAAACUGUAUGGUCCUGAAGAAGGCUUAUCGUGGGUUGCCCGUCCUGUUCACGGGCAAAGUGCACUUGGAAGUGCAUUAGGUCUCAUCUCUCGUCAUGGUAGUAUGGUCAGUCAGGGUAAGCCCCUUGUGGAUCCUGUUGUCACCCUUUUUGGAAGUGUCCAUGAGAAGAUGCCUGAGAUAAUGGGAAGCAUGCGGAGCACAUUGUUUCCUAACUUUGGCAGCAUGUUUAGUGUGGCGGAACAGCAGCAAGCUAAAGGUGAUUGGGAUGCUGAGAGUCAACGGGAGGGUGAAGAUUAUGGAUCAGACCAUGGUGGGGAUGACAUUGAAGAUAGCCUCCAAAGCCCACUUAUUUCUCGUCAAGCGACAAGCGUGGAAGGAAAGGAGAUCGCUGCACCUCAUGGCAGUAUAAUGGGUGCUGUGGGAAGAAGUAGUAGUCUCAUGCAGGGCGGGGAGGCAGUAAGCAGCAUGGGCAUUGGUGGGGGAUGGCAGUUGGCUUGGAAAUGGACUGAGAGAGAAGGUGCAGAUGGCGAAAAAGAAGGUGGCUUCCAACGUAUCUACUUGCAUGAAGAGGGUGUGACAGGUGAUCGCAGGGGCUCUAUACUGUCAUUGCCUGGAGGUGAUGUUCCUCCUGGUGGUGAGUUCGUCCAGGCAGCUGCUCUUGUCAGCCAACCUGCUCUUUACUCUAAGGAAUUGAUGGAGCAACGCCUUGCUGGCCCUGCUAUGGUGCAUCCAUCUCAGGCAGUUGCUAAAGGUCCAAAAUGGGCAGACUUAUUCGAACCUGGAGUGAAGCAUGCUCUGUUUGUUGGCAUAGGGAUACAAAUCCUGCAACAGUUUGCUGGCAUUAAUGGAGUUCUGUACUACACUCCACAAAUUCUUGAGCAAGCUGGUGUUGGUGUUCUUCUUGCAAACAUUGGACUUAGCUCCUCAUCUGCAUCUAUUCUUAUUAGCGGACUGACAACCUUGCUGAUGCUUCCCAGCAUUGGUAUUGCUAUGAGGCUCAUGGAUAUGUCUGGAAGAAGGUUUCUUCUCCUUGCAACAAUCCCUAUCCUGAUAGUAGCACUAGCUAUCUUGAUUCUGGUCAAUAUUCUGGAUGUGGGGACCAUGGUUCAUGCCUCACUGUCCACAGUCAGUGUCAUACUCUACUUCUGCUUCUUUGUCAUGGGGUUCGGGCCUAUUCCAAACAUUCUCUGUGCAGAGAUUUUCCCGACCACCGUUCGUGGCAUCUGCAUAGCCAUCUGUGCCCUAACAUUCUGGAUCGGUGAUAUCAUUGUGACAUACACCCUCCCCGUGAUGCUCAACGCCAUUGGACUCGCUGGAGUGUUUGGAAUCUACGCAGUGGUCUGCAUACUGGCUUUCCUGUUUGUCUUCAUGAAGGUGCCGGAGACAAAGGGCAUGCCUCUUGAAGUCAUCACCGAGUUCUUCUCUGUCGGAGCAAAGCAGGCCAAGGAGACUAGUUGCUCGGAUCAAGUGAUCAAUCAGAUUGCUGGUGGUAAUUUUGUUGCUUCCAAAUCGCGCUGCGGGUUAAACCUGUGAUGGAUGCUUUGUUAAAGAAUCUUGGAAGAGAUCAAAAUGCAGUGAGCCUAAAGAGAUGAUUUGGCUGUACAUCAUGAGGCUGAAUCCUGUCGUAGACUGGAUUUUGGAGCUUAGGAUAUGUAGAUCAUCUGUUCCUUUUGGUUUGGUCAUUUUCCAUUUGUGUUUCUUUGGAAUUCUUCUCCCUGUAACUAGUGGUCUAUCACAGUUGUGUUACUGGUUUUGCCUUACUCUUGAGUUUGUUUUCUUCUCUCGGUUGUGAGUUCUGAAUAUUAGCAUAGCCGAGUACUAGUUCUGAAUUGGUUUCCUCUCUGCUGAACAUCUUUCAUUGA
Oryza sativa Japonica Group (Japanese rice) is the source of this 2860-nucleotide messenger RNA. Its product is annotated as monosaccharide-sensing protein 2. Gene Ontology annotation, molecular function: transmembrane transporter activity. Lineage: Eukaryota; Viridiplantae; Streptophyta; Magnoliopsida; Poales; Poaceae. The record is from RefSeq and is a predicted model, not a curated record. Gene Ontology annotation, biological process: transmembrane transport. Gene Ontology annotation, cellular component: membrane.